Molecule: messenger RNA, 602 nt
Organism: Aaosphaeria arxii CBS 175.79
Lineage: Eukaryota; Fungi; Ascomycota; Dothideomycetes; Pleosporales
Exons: 1
Coding region: 131-466 (111 amino acids)
Source: RefSeq, a predicted model, not a curated record
UCCAUCGCUCCAGAUUGCCCAACUUGUUGAUUUCGCCAUCUCUGCUCGACUACACGACUCGGAUGAACGACCAACUUUGCCAUUGUGUCUUCUCGUAUAAGUCUGUCAAAUCCACCGUAAGCGUGCUGAGAUGAGAAAGUCGUCCAGCCGAGAGGAAUUCGACGAGCAGAGGUUCGCCUUCCAGCGGUCGAAAUCAUCCGAGGAUCAGAGGUCCACCAUUGAGCAUAGAAAGAAACUAGAGAAUCAGAGGUCCGCCAUUGAGCAUGAAAAGAUAGAGGUUCAGAGGUUCGCCAUAGAAUUGUGUCGAAAGAAGCCUAUCGCUCUGGCUUUCCUACAGAUCUCCCUCCUACCACGCUUCCGAACGCAAUCCUUAUAUAUCAUCAUAGUCAGGCACUCAAGCCAGGCAACUGGAGAAUCCACCAAGACAUAUGAGAGAAACCCAUUGAAAGCCAAGUGCAAGCAGUAACGGAUAGGGACUCUGCCGUUCGCUCAGGAUAGAAAUGCAUGACGCUCGACAUGGCUUGAUUCCAAAUGAGGUCGCGAGGACAAGAGACUUGGCCGAGGCAAGACGUCGGAGGAUAUUUCACAUCCCCCAGUCCCCU